AUGAGGGUUCAGGUCCUGGACAACGGCAACGUGGAAGAGGAAUGUGAUGAACGGACAGAGGCCAGCGUGAACGAAGAAAUCAACGUUAAUUUGAACGAAGUGGUGAUGCUCAAUUGUCUGAAACCUUCCAACCUGGCCACCCUCAUCUGGACUUCACCUCAAUUCAAAGUCCUGCCAAAGAAACUCUUCAUCCAAUCGGCUGAGGGCAGUCUGAUCUUCCAUGCCAGCACGACCAGCUUUGGGACCUACCGCUGUGAAGCAGUGGAAAGCGGGCACAAGCAAGUGGUCAAAAGCUAUUAUGUCCGACAGAUUGGUUCUCCACAUCCCAGAAGCCCCCCUCCGGAGGUCGACCAUAUGUCUGACAUCAAAGAAGAGUCUGACGAUGAGAGCAUAAUGACCGAGGAACCGAUGACCUCUGUGAUGACACCUGUAGGAGACCCAGAGGACAACCUGACACAGAACAAAGGCGCUGAAUCCACUGUGACCAAAGACAAGGCCAAAACUAACAAUGAAGAGCCUACAAUUAAAAACACGUCUCAUGGUGGUGGUUUGGACUCUACAAGAGAUGUUCAGUACUGGAAGGAACCGCUCAACGCUCCAACAAAGAGCUACUACAGUGAGCUGGUUGUUGUUUCUCUCCUGCUGGCAGCCUGCAUUUUGAUCCUGAUGCUUGCCGGGCUCCACGUGUGGCGCCAGAGGCAGAAAAACCCUAAACUGGAAGGUCUCAGCAGUCCAGAGGAUGGAGGCAAGGUGAAUAAAUGUAUGGAGACUGUUCCAGCUCUGAGCUGUGCAGAGGAUGCUGGACCUGAGCUGAGGGUGUAGUAAUGCGGUUUUAAUGAUGGACAUCUUCAAUUCAAUAUUUACUGGUUCAGCUAAAAAGAAACAAAGAGAGCUUGUGUCAUGAUAUUUGAAGACACUGUCCAGAACAAACAGAUCCAGGAUGAGUUUAGUCGACUUUACCACAGACUGGAAAUGAGAGGAAAGUCUGAUUCAAAGUAAAACUCUAGCAGUUUGAUAUGGGAACUGAUUGACAGCUCUAUUUCACCAAGUUUAACAUUACUGUUAGCACAGUUUAGUUAAAGUAGCUAAUGUUAGCUCGUGGUUCAAUAAGCUCCAAACAUGGUGCUAACAUUACGUACAGGAAAUGGUUCAUUACAUCAGUACAACUAGAUACUAAAUCUUAUGAACUUAUUAAUAGGCAAGGCAGCUUUAUUUAUAGAGCACAUU
Messenger RNA from Scomber japonicus (chub mackerel), 1227 nucleotides. RefSeq lists its product as uncharacterized. The record is from RefSeq and is a predicted model, not a curated record. The transcript is spliced from 3 exons. Bases 1 to 822 code for a protein of 273 amino acids. NCBI's taxonomy places the organism in Eukaryota, Metazoa, Chordata, Actinopteri, Scombriformes, Scombridae.